Molecule: messenger RNA, 7923 nt
Organism: Sus scrofa (pig)
Lineage: Eukaryota; Metazoa; Chordata; Mammalia; Artiodactyla; Suidae
Gene: IL20RB
Product: interleukin 20 receptor subunit beta
Biological process (GO): cytokine-mediated signaling pathway
Cellular component (GO): plasma membrane
Molecular function (GO): cytokine receptor activity; interleukin-20 binding
Source: RefSeq, a predicted model, not a curated record
UGCUUUGGUAGUGACUGUGGUGUACGCCUGCAGCUGCAGCUCCAUUUUGACCCCUAGUCUGGAAGCUUUUAUAUGCCAAGGGUGUGGCCAUAAAAAAAUAGGAAAAAAAAUUUUUUUGAACUGUUAUAUCUGUGUGUAUGAUUUUGCGUUUUUGUUUAGCUUUUGGAGAUGUUUAUGCAUCAUUCAACCAGCUGAUAUUCGAUUGCACAGGUGCCAGACUAUUCUAACCUAGCAAUAUGAUGGUGAAGAAAUUGGCCAAAUUUGUCCCAAAGCUGUCAUAAACUUAUAUUGCUAGUGAGCAGUGAUUUAAUGCCUGAUGGGGACGUGCAGUAAAGAAAAAAACAGAGCAGGAUGAGGGGGUUGGAGACUGAAUACUAAGGUGUUAAUUUAUGUAGGAUGGUCAAAGGAGGCUUCUGAUAGAAUUGACCUUGAGCAUAUUAUGUGCUUCACUUAAUAGAAUCACUGAUGACUAGGAUUAGACCAGUGAAUGAAGGAAAAUACAGCAACCAAAAUCAUUUAAAAAUAGUAUUAAGAUCUUCACUAUUACAGAGCAUUAUUUCUGGUUUUCAAAUUUUACAACGGAAUAAAAUGGUAUUUGUUUUAUUUACACUUGGAACUUCUAACUACAAAGGGCUAUUCUAAAUAGGCCUGAUUCUCCAUUUUAAGAGAAGUUGUUGGAGAAUGUCACAUAGAAAAGGGUCAGUUAUAACUACUGAAAGGAGGACUGUUUAACACUUAAGGGUUUUAAUUCAUUACACUCUAAGGAAAGAAUUGAGGUUAAGGAAGGUCGCCUGAUGUUGUACACUUGUGGCCAGACAAUAAACCAGGGAGGAAACUGAAUAAGGAAAAUAUAUUCAAAGGAGAUUGAAAAAGGGCUGCAAGAACCCUGAAAACUAGUUUGAAAUUGUCUGGAAGUUAAAUCUUGAGCAGACUUAGUGGAAGCAGGAGUCAGAAGAAUCUAAUACAAGGAAAACUCCACUGUUUAAAUACCCUGUGUCACUUCCAGGAAAAAUAAAAUAAAAUUGUGACAGUGGGUUACAACUAAAUGUCAAAUGCUCUAAAACACAAGACAUAGAUACUUAGGAAUCUUGGUAAAGAGAACUAUUUUGUGCUAAGUAGAGCAAGGAAGUGUUAUUGGACCAAUGUAGUCUGUCCUAGGGCACAAUGACCUGCCCUGCAUUUGCACAACCUAAGACGGAGUGCCUCAAAAUUUACACCCUGGUUCUUCCCUUGCUGUAUUCUGCUCCUAGCCCUGUGGGGCUCAGAGGGCCUAGGAAUCUCUUCCUUGACCAUCAACCUCCUUUUCCCUCCCCACUAUUUACCUUUCCCUAAAAACCUGUAUUCCUUUGCUUUUUCCUUCCAUAAGUAAAUGUUUAAGUGCUAGAUAGUAUAAUAAAACAAAGUCCUAUUUCUAGACUGUACCUGCUUAUAUGAAAUAGCAUCAUUCUUCCAGCAAUUCAUCUUCAGAUAUAGAUGACUGAUCAUCUUCAACUCUGCAAGGCAGUGGAAAUUAAUUUGAGAAGUACAGGCAGCAGGUUAGAGGAUAGUUUGGUUUGGGCAUGUUGUGUAGAUAAAGAUCACAACCAGAUGAUGAGAAGGUAUAGACAGAGAAAUUCCUCCAAGCCAGAAGAGAAAGGCAAGAUCAGAGUCGGGGGUGUCAAGGUAGGGGCUAGCAGGUAAGGCAGGACACUCCAGAAGUUCUCACCCAAUGGCAUGGCCCAUGCAGAGGUGGAUGGUCAGAGUUCCUUACUAAUUCAUGAACCAGUCCUGAGAGGAACUAUCAUUCAAAAGCUUGUGGCAAGCAGGUAUAACCCCUCUGUGCCCCUAGAGGUGCACUGAGAAGACAGGAUCUCCUUAGAGUGGCUUGUGAAGGAUUAACAGGUUGUACUGCCUUGUUUGCAUGGCAGUGCUGGGCAGGAACAUCCUGACAGGGAUCCAUGCCUGGGUUGAGCUAACUAUCUUAAGACCUCAAGGUUUGGUGAACAACUCUCCCUCCUCCCGAAUAACAUAACUAUAUGAGUCUUGUUCUUUUUCCCAUUUUCAGUUUACUUACUGUUUCUUUUUCAUCCUCAGUCUGUUUUCCCUUCAACUUUUCCAUCCUUGGGCAUUAUCCAUAUCAUUCUCCCAAUUGGAAUGCUUAGCUGCAAAUGUAUCUCUCCUAUCCAAAUGUAAAUGAAUACAUCCUUGGAGUUCCAUAUUGAGUCUGUUCUCUAAAGCCUUUGCUAAUCUCCCAGAUCACUCACUGCUUUAUGUGCCUCAGACACAUUGUGAGCCCUCCUUUGGUUCUAGUGGGGAGGCAGUGAGAACUUGGAGUUAGGCAAAUCUCUGUUGGAAUUCCUAUCUCCAUCCUUGACUAGGUCUGUGAUAUACAGUAGAUAAAUUUCAGAUGUGUCACUGAAAAGUUGGGAAUCGAAUCUUGCAGUCCUGAUGUGUAAUAUAUGAAAAUGUACAUAGAGAGCAGGGAUCAAGGAGAGGACGCACCAAAUGUUCUUAACUAUGGUGUAGUAAAAAGAUAACACAGUUAAUGCUUAUAUACUUUGCCAGAUCCUUUUCUAAGUGUGCCAUCACAUUUAAACCUCAUAACAGCCCUAUGAAUUAGGUACUAUUAUUUGUCUACAAUUUGCAAGUGAAGACACUUAAAUAGAUUGUUUAAAAGACUUGGCUUGGGGUUCCUCUGUGGUGUAGUGGGUUAAGGAUCCGGUGUUGUCACUGCAGCGGCUUGGGUUGCUGCUGUGGCCUGAUUUCGAUCCCUGGCCCUGGCACUUACCCAUGCCUUGGGCUCAGGAGAAAAAAACACAACUUAUAAGUGGCAGAAUCUGAAUGCCAACCCAGACAGUCUGGCUCCAGAGCCAUGAUUUUAAUGACUACCUUGUAAUAGGUAUCACCAACUAGAGCCCUUCUUUGCUGAUUGAGGGGCCAAAUUGAAAGAUAGGCAGCCCACACAGGGCCAGCCAGUCAGAGGAAAUAAUCGCUAAUAUAUUUAUUUUAUAUAUUAAUAUAUAAUAUAAAAAAAUUGUAAAGACCUACUGUAUUCCUGGCACUUUGCUAAUGUGCUUUGUCUGCAUUCUUUAAUUCCCACAACUGGUAUGCAAGAUAUCAUUCUAUCUAUUUUAUAAAAAUGAGGCUUGUGGAGCUGUUGAAAGAGCACACUUUUCCCUCUACUCCUCAACCUAACUGCUGAAACGCUUACUGAGAUUAUAAAUGGCCUUCUAGGUGACAUAAGUCCAGGAGAAAUUUUUCAAUGAUUUACUCAGUAACUCUCUUUUUCAUACCCGCCUCGACGGUUUCAUACCCGCCUCGACCAUAGUUUGUUCCAGGACUACCUCUUGGACUGGUUUCUUUCCCCUGUAUCUUCCUAUUUCAUUUUCCUUGUGCUGGUCCUUAAAUGUGGGUCUUUUCCGGGAGCAUACCCACACCUUUCCUUACUCUACAUAUUCUUCCUGGAUGUGCUCACCCACUCCCUACUCCCUGGUCUCAGCUACCACUGAGAUGCUGAAGGUGGAGGAGAUUGUUCCAUGCCCUUGAUCCCAUGAAAUGAGACCAAGAUCAUUUAUAUAUUAGAGACUCCCCGUGCCCACACAAGCACCUCAAAUGCAAGUGCAUCAAGCUGAACACAACCUUUUCCUGUACCAUCCCCAACCCCGCCUGCCCUGCUUCGACCCCACCCUCCUUUUCAUUAUUUAGGUUGAGGAGCUGUCAUCCACCCAGUUACUUAAGCCUGGAACCUGAAAAUCGUGUUUGUCUUCUUCAAUCCACUCAAUAUCUAGGAGCUGUCAAUUCUACCACCCUCAUUUGAAUUUAGCCACUGCUCUCUACAGACAUGGAAAAACCCAGUAGAAGCUAAUAUUGCUCACCAGGGCUGACCAACAUAUCUCCCUCCUGGCCCACCUGCCUCCAGUCUGGGCCCUUCCACAGUUUUUGCUACCCUAGUCAUAAAUUUUUUUUUAAAGCUCAAAUAUAGGGGGUGACAUGAUCACAUGAUCAGAUUUGCCCUUUUUAUUUUUUUGUCUUUUUAGGGCCACACCCACAGCACAUGUAAGUUACCAGGCUAGGGGUCAGAGCUGCAGCUGCUGGCCUACACACAGCCAUGGCAAUGUGGGAUCCAAGCCAUGUCUAUGACCUACACCACAGCUCACAGCAACUCUGGAUCCUUAACCCACUGAGCAAGUCCAGGGAUCAAACAUGUGUCCUCAUGGAUACUAUAUUCGGGUUUGUUACCCCUGAGGCAUGACGGGAACUCCCAGAUUUGCACUUUUAACCCCUCAUUUGACCUUCAAUGCCUCAAGAUAAACUUUAAGCUCCUCAACAAGGCAUUCAAAGUGCCCUUGAAUCCUAUUGUUGUCUGCCUUUGAGCCCUAUUUUUUUCCGCUCUGACCUUGCUAUCCAGUUGCACAAAACUUUGUGGUUUCCAAAACACACUAUGGCUGGCUGAUUUUUUUCAGCAUUUAAUACUCAGCCCAAAAGUUAUCUCCAGGAAGCCUUCUGUGAUACCCCAGACUGGGUAAGGUAUAUAUCUUUAGUGCUUCUAUAUUCCCUUGUGAAUAUUUAUGUCACUUCAUUUUCAAUAUUGAUUUAUGAUAAUUCCCCUGUCUAUUUUUUCCAUUAGUUGGGAAGUUUUUGGUUGAGGGCAGAAACUAUUGCAUUUCCAGGAUCCGGCACAUAGUAAGUCCUUAGUGAAUGUCUGUUAAAUGAAUAAAUAAGUAAAUUUCCCAAGAACUGCAAAUAAGUUCUGACACAGGAACCAAAAUCAGUUGAGCUCUAAAAUUCAUGUUCUUCCCACUAAAGAACGUGUACAUGUAGAGAGUUUGGCGUCUUUGAAAAGCUGUCAUUUUAAGGGGACAAACCCUUAAGGUUUUCCUUCCAAUUAAAAAAAUUUUUCUCCAAAAUUGCAAUAGUACAUUCACAUGAUUCAGUCCUCAAACAGUAUAAAAAGAUACACAGCACCCAUAAAAAUUGAAAGCAGGAUCUUGAAGAGAUAUUUGUAAUCCAUGUUCAUAGCAGCCUGAUAUUCGCAACAGCUAAAACAUGCAAGCAACUCAAGUGUCCAUCAGUGGGUGAAUGGAAAAGUAAAAUGUGGUAUAUGGAAUAUUAUUCAGCCUUAAAAAGAAAGGGAAUUCUGCACUAUGCCACAAAAUGGGUGAAUUUGAGGGCAUUAUGCUAAGUGAAAUAAGCCAGUCACAGAAAGAUUGAUACUGCAUGAUUCCACUUAUAUGAGAUACUUAAGAGUAGUCAAAAUCAUAAAGAAAGAAAAUAUAAUGGUGGUUGCCAGGGCUAGGGGGAGGGGAGAAGGGGGAGUGAUUGUUUAAUGGAUACAGAGUUUCAGUUUUACAAUAUGGAAAGAGUUGGGGACAAAUGGUGCUGAUGGUUGCACAACAGUAUGGAUGUAUUUAAAACCACUGAACUGUAUAUUAAAAAUAGUUUAGAUGGUAAAUUUUAUGUUACGUGUCUUUUGCCACAAUAAAAACAAUUUUUUAAAAAAAUCUCAAAACAAACAAAAGAUACCAGAGUCUAGUUCCCAUUUUUCUCCUCUAUCUUUCCCAAUUGCCACUCCCCUUGUGCCAAGGUAACCAAUCUUAGUAGUUUCUCUAUCUUCUUCUGGGUUUUCUUUUUGCAAAUGCAAGCAAAUGUAAAGUUUUAUUCAUGGUCACUUCCUGACUUUUUAAAAGAUAUUAAAAAUAUUUUAAAAUUUCCUUUUUUCUGAAGUGGGGCUGUAGCAAAAAGAGCUAAUUGGUACACAGCUUGAAUGAACUCACAAGAGGGAGACUUGGAAGGAAAGAGCUAUUUGAUGAGGGUCAGAUAAUCUUUGUCUGCUGACUGCCAAGGGGGCCUCUAGGGACCAUCAUCGUCCCCCAGGACAAAGCCUGUGAUCCAGGUAUCUCCCUCAUACAGAUUUUUAAAUUUCCCAGAAUUAACUUUUCUGUGAAACUCUCCUAGGCCACUCCCCCUGAUGCAAUAUCUGGGUUUGGGCAGAAAGGAGGGUGCUGCACAGCCCGCCUCUUCUGAGCUGUCUGGGCUGGCUCCUCUUUCCAGAACAAUUUACGCUUUACAGCGACUCAGACCUCAGCCCCAACAUCUGUGUGCCGAAGCAAGGAUUGCUGAGAUGAACAGAGUGCUACAUUUUGGAAGGUAACCACGUCCCAGGUCAAGCUGAGUCUGCCACAGAUCCUCACGAUGGUUCUAGAAGAAAUCGCAGCAAGUCUGAUGUGGUUUUCCUACGCCUUGAUUCCUUGCUUGCUCACAGAUGGAGUGGCUGUUCUGCCUGCCCCACAGAACAUCUCAGUGCAGUCAACCAACAUGAAGCACGUCUUGACCUGGAGCCCAGUGAUGGUGCCUGAAGAAAUAGUAUACUAUUCUGUCGAGUACCAGGGAGAGUAUGAGAGCCUAUACAUGAGCCACAUCUGGAUCCCCAGCAACUGGUGCUCACCCACCACAGGUCUUGAGUGUGACAUCACUGAUGACAUCACUGCCACUGUGCCAUACAACCUCCGGGUCAGGGCCACGCUGGGCUCACAGACCUCGGCCUGGAGCACCCUGAAGCACCCCUUUAAUCGAAAUUCAACCACUCUCAUCCCACCUGGAAUGGAGGUCACCAAGGAUGGCUUCCACCUGGUUAUUAAGCUGGAAGACCUGGGGCCCCAGUUUGAGUUCUUCGUGGCCUACUGGAGGAGGGAGCCUGGUGCCAAGGAACACGUCAAGGUGGUGAGGCCUGGGGGUAUUCCAAUGCACCUGGAAACCAUGGAGCCAGGGGCCACAUACUGCGUGAAAGCCCGGACAUUUGUGAAGGCCAUCGGGCGGUACAGUGCCUUCAGCCAGGCAGAGUGUGUCAAGGUGCAAGGAGAGAGCCUGCCCCUGGCACUGGCCCUGUUUGCAUUUGUGGGCUUCAUGCUCGUCCUCGUGGUUGUGCCGUUCUCCGUCUGGAAAAUGGGCCGGCUGCUCCGGCGCUCCUGUUGCCCUGUGGUGGUGCUCCCCGACACCUUGAAAAUAACCAGUUCACCCCAGAAGCUAAUCAGCUGCAGAAGGGAAGAGGUAGAAGCCUGUGCAACAGCUGGGCUGUCUUCUGAGGAGCUUCUCAGGGCGUGGAUCUAGCAAGCUUGGGGCGCUGUCCAGCUGAAGCCCAGAAACCUGGUCUGCAGGACCCAGGAGCCAUGAGGGGAAAGGCCAUGCUUCUGUUUCCUCCAUGGACAAAGGAAGGACAAGAAGAGAAGAGCCACUGUGUCCAUGUCUAGAAGCAACUGUCAGAGGCAGAGUGGUGUGGCUGAUGGAGCCCUGAGUCGGGGUCAGGAGAUGUGACCUCCAGCACUGGGUCUCUCUGCCGUCCACUAGUGGGGUGACCCCGGGGGAAGUGACUUGGUCUCUCUGCUCCUCGGUUUUCUCAUUUGUAAAACAGGGAAUUCACUGCACAACCAUUAACCCUAUGUAUAUAGAUACACAUUCUCUCUCCACCACUUGCAGGGCUAUAGGGAAAUUGGCAACACUGUAUAUUGUGAUGGGUUAAGCUUUUCUGAGGAGCAGUAGAUACGUGUGUAAUGAGAAUGAUCUAAGGCUCUUUGCACCAGCCGGCUUGGAGAUCUCACUUCCCUAGAGGAAACCUUGAAGAGGAAAGGAAGGAUGGGUCCAUCUGGAUUGAUUUCACUUCAGUCAAAUGCCCUUGCAGAGGGGACCAAAUGUCUCAGCCAGUUUUACCAUCUGUGACCCGCAGGGAGGCCACAGCCCCACUGAAAAUGGGAUGCACUCAGAUGGUACAGACACGGGAAAUGCAGCACAGGGUAAACUGUGUGCACUGAAGACAGCAGGUAAACUGCACACACACGAGAUGAGACUGCCCAAGGAUGUCGGUGAUAAGUGUGAUGUUUGCUGUGUUCCUUUUUCCUGUAGAGUUGUGAAAGGACAGAAUGAAAAAUAAAGAGGGAUCAUCUUGGGUAA